CCUGGGUUCUAGUCUAACCGAGGUAACAUUUCGGGUUGUGAAAGCUCUGCCGUUACCCCGGAGCGAGAAGAGUUUUAUCCCUAUGUUGUUCUAUUUGUCUAAACUAACAUCUCUCAUCACAGGGUAUAUUUCUAUACGUAUAAAUUUGUUAGAUAUUAUGAACGUCUAAAGAAAUGAUUUUAAUAUUUAAGAAUAAAGAAACAGGAAAUAAAAUACUAAAAUCCGUUAGCCGAAACAUAACCUAUCAUAUUAAGUAAUUGUCAAAAAAAAGCGUAGAAUCUUCUUGUUUGUCUUUAGAGUGCUGCAGUAUUGCUAAGAGCAAGACAACUGCAACACGAAAGAAAUGUGCUGGCAGAUGCACUUGUAUGCAAGCCAAAAAAAAGAAGUGGAAGUGGAAGUGGAGUGCGAGUUGCGAUUUAACUGGAUUUAACAUUUUCUAUAAAUCUGCUGAAAAAACUAUCCUAAUUUUAAAGGAUAGCUAUCAAAACGACAAUGUCCACCCUGUCUGCACGUUUAAAACACCCUAAAAAGCAUGAGCUAGCGAAAUCACAGAAUCAGGCCCAAAUGUUAAUCAACAAAUUAAGGCAGGAUGGGGUACUAUCUACAGUGGAGGAUGUUCUACGUGCUGUUGAUCAAGUGGCGGCUUUAUUAUCUUCAAACUUGGCAGAUAGUCACCUCUCUUACAAGGACAGUGUCAUUAACUUGUGUCAACACUUAAAGGUUUACGGUGUUUACCUAGAAAUAUUGUACAAAGAGCAACUCGACCACGCUUUUAGGAUUUUCCGCGACAAAGCCCAGGACGACAUCCAAGUCGACAUGUUGUCCAGGCUUCACUUACUCGAACUGAUCGAACUACGAGCCAAAGGCUGGAAGGGCACCGACGGAAUGAACAUGUAUUACAGAAAGAAGAUCAAUCAGUUUGGAAGUUCACAGGUAGAUAUGUCCGAAUCGAUAUCUAGUUUAAAUGAAUCUCUACAUUCUGUUAUGACUUCUUCACCACCGCCUCUAUUGGGACCCGGUGAAGUGAUCAAACCGUCCGGUAAAUUCCCUAAACCGACUAGAAUCCCCGGUAAGAAAUACUGUAAAGAUGAGGUCGUUAUCAGAAACGCCGAUUCAGGAAAAGUUAAUCCCGGAGCUAAAGAAAGACUGGUUCAAAUUACAGGAGCCAACGAGGAAAGCAUUAACCACGCCAAACAGUUAAUCGAAGACACUAUCAGAAGAAACGCUUCACCUGUAAGAGAUCCUUCAAUUUCCGUAAGUGGAGGUCCUCUGACUGGUUCCAGUUCAAGCAUCAACUCUUCAGCUUCCGACGACAGCGCUUUACCGAGUUCCGCUCGAGCUCCUCGUCAUUUGAUACACAGUUUGAGUGUAAACGACGCCAACCUUGGCGAAUAUAUUUAUACCGUCAACGCUAACGGGUGCAGCAUUAAAAUUACCGGAAAUAAUUUGGAUGCAGUGAGGACCAGCAAAUUGGUUCUAGACGAAUAUUUUUCCGGCGAACCGAUUCACGACGUUGCUCAAUUCUACAGUUUCGAUAGUUUGCCACAACCAAUUAUAUCCGAAGAGUUUCCUUCCACUCCUCUCUCACCACCGGAGUCUCUACCGUCACCCGAAGUAGUUCCAAAUGGAGAGGCGGACGAACCAGAUAAGAUAAAACUGCGCAAACCUCGCCUCUCUGUCGAAGAGAUGCUCAAGGGUAAAUCUAACAGCAUCGACAAAGAAGAUAAAGAGAGAACUCCUUCCAAGCCCACUCACGUAACAUAUUCCAUUGAGUUCUUGGCGCACCUGGCUAUGUCUCCGAUGUGUCUCACGCAACCGAGCGAAUGGGAGAGAAUAUGUAAGGAGUAUCCUUUACUUAUGAGAAACGUCGUUGAGUACUUUGACGCCAAGACUUACCUGUCCACAAGAACAACGGAACCGACCGGUGUGCUUAGUGCAGAAUGCAUCGAUUUCAGCGAAGUUUGACAUCCCUCCGGAUUUUUUUAUAGGUUCAAACGAAAACAAAUUAUAAACUCGUAAAAAAUACAGCGGAUAUUGUAACGUCCGGUUCUAUUUUGUAUAUUUUUCAGUGAGUAACAUUUAAGAGAAAUAGCAAUAACCUCGAAUGUUUAAUAAGGUAGAAAUCUUUGUAGAGACCAAAAAAAUGAAAAAGGAAAAUUAAGAAAAAUAAUGAAAAUGAAUGUAAUCGAAGGCGUUUGAAGAUAAUAAUGAUUUUACAAACUAUUUAGGUAGCACAUAAUUUUCUAGCAUUUAAUGAUACUAGACGAAUACGGAACAGAAUUGUCCAGAAUAGAAAUUUUAAUUUUUAAUUAAACUAGGCUAAAGCAAUACUAAUUGAAGCCGUAGUAUAUAAUUGUAUAACAAUAUGAUUUUUAUUCAAUACUACAUAAUAUAUUAAAUCUAUGUACACUUUUUUGAUUGUUGACUGUAUUUUUAAACAAUUGUUAAUUUCUGUUAAAAGAAUUUUAGUUUAGUUAAUUAUUGUAUCAGUACGAUUUGUUUAUUUUAGAGUGGCACAAUCGGUUAUCUUUUACUUAACAAACGCCUUCGUUCACAUUAGGUUUAUAUAUUUUUAUAUCUCCAGUGAAAAUAUGCUUUAGUGUUGAUUUUUUUUUAGGUUUUUCAACUUAUAACUUGACUGACUUUUAUUUAUUAUUCUUAUGAUUUUCUUAGUGCAAUUGAGUCAGCAGAGCGAUAAUGCAUAUCACUCUGCACACUCAUGGAGAUUUACUCUCCGGAUAAUAGUAUAGGUUUUUUCAUUUGUGAUAAUUGUCAAUAGUAUAUUGGACGUUCCUAAAGCCCGAAGGCAUAUUGUAACGCCCAGUAUAGAAUUUUUUUGUUAACAUUUAACAUUUUCUAGUUUAUUUACUCUAAGUCUACUUACAUAAUUGAUAUUUAGAAAUAUACAUGGGCGCUCAUUUCUAGAACUAAUGGGUUGUUAUAAAACUGGUGAAUCAAUUAGAUUUUUAGCCGUUGAAAGUUUUUUUGCCAGAUAAAGGAUUGACACACAUCACACAUGAUGUUUUAUAACAGAUAAAAAAGUAUGUGUUGUUUAUUGAUUUUUUUUAAACGUCCCAGCAGUCAAAGAUUGCAAUGUCAAAACUUUUUGUUCCCUAUCAGUUUGUUAGGUGGGAAGACAAACUCCAAAAUACACUGACUUAGCUUAUACUUCUUUCUUUCUUCUUAUACACAACAGUAUAUUUUGAGAGUUUAUCACAUUCAUUGAUUCUCGAAUGACAGCAUUUAUGCACUGUAUAUGUAACAUAGAUCUACGACAAUGCCAAGGUAUUUGUCAUAGUGUAAGAAGUAAGAUAUGAAAAACAAUUUUCUUAAUAUUAAAGUUUAGAGUUGCUUGUAAAAAAAAUCCAAUAUUGAAUAGACAAUUGAAAAAAUUUAUAUUAUAUGUAGAAUGGAAAAUUUUCUUAACAGAUUUUCUAUUAAACAGGUAAAUUAGUUAUUUCACUUUCUUUGUUUCUCUUUGAUCAAUAACAUUGCAGUGAUAUUUUUUAUCCCACUUUCAAUGUAAUAUUUUAAUUAAGACGAUCGUAUUAUUAUCAAUAUAUAUCAUCAUCAUCAUUGGUGCUACAGCCCUAGUUGAGCUUCGACCUCCCCAAUCUAUUUCGCCAGUCGUUUCUGUACAUGGCCAACAAUUGCCAAUUUGUCCACACCGUCCCUCCAUUCCAGACUAAUAGGGUUCGUCUGGGUGGGUAAUUAUCAUUUGCUCUGGACACAUGUUCCAGCCCAUCUAAGCCUACCUAUUUUCAUGAAAGACAUUGCAUCUAUCAUUAUUUACUAAUUCUCACAGAUUGCGUCCAUUACUCUUCUUAGUAUUUUUCUUUCGAAGAUGGGCAGACGAUUUGCGUCUUUUUAGAGAUUUCUGCCCAUAUGGAAGCAGUAGUAGUGUGUUUUAUAAAAAUUGUGUAAAUUAAACAAAAAACAAGUCUAAGAUGUCAGAAUGAAACAGAAUACUGGUUUUACACAGAAUAACUUUAUUAUACAUUUGAAUUUAAUGCAUUUUUUGCUCUAAUAAAUAAUGUUCCCCACGAGCCUACAACUGCAGUCUUUUGUCUUCUAAUACUUAAGAUUAUACUAUCUAUAUAUCAGACGUUCUUUGUUACUUCUUCUGCUUGUAAUUGCAGGAAUUUGUGCCCUAAAUCUUCGGCCUAGCAUGUUAAUCUACUCUAUCGGUUUCAUGUCUGCAGAAAAACACGCUGACGAAUGCAUUGUUGUUAGACCCAGAUAUAAUAAAAAGUCCUAGGAGGCGACGUGUGUAGCUCUUUAGCAAUAUAAUACAACGAAGGUGUCUUCUUCAUGUUGUAUUGUCCCUCGAAUCAUUAUAUUGAAAUAUAUUUGCAUGUAGUGAGAACUUAUUCUGAAGGAAGGAGGCAAAGUAACAUGUUCUUUGUACUGUAUUGGUUGUUCUCUCUGAUAUAAAUGUCUCUAUUUCAAAACUGAUACGAUUCGACCAGGCUUAGGAUUGAAUGUAAAAUUUAAAAGAAAAUAGAAAAGAAUGUAUGUAACAGAACGUCCAAGUUUAGAGUUAGAGUUGUGCAGCUUUUUAUUAGGUGUUUUGUUGGUCGUUUCUUCUUAAAUCCGUUGCACGUCAUCCAAUUUGACGUCAUAUUCGCACAGCGUUGUUGUAGUGUCAGAAUAGUAGAAUAUAAUGUUGAUUUAUGUUUUCAGAGUUAUGGGAUGAAACAUUGUAACAACAAAAGUAAUGAAUUUUAAUAAAGCAUUAAUUUGUUAUUUUUAUAUACAAAAUGAAUUGAUACUUGAUAAGAUAGUCUUAAUCGUUAAAAAAAAGUACACAAUUAUAUAUCGCACCCUGACUUCAAUAGUGCCAUAACCCUAAAAAAAUGGAAAAUCUGUUUUUGGCCUAACACGUUCCUAGACUUGCCUUCAUUGUGGUAUAAUGUCAUAUAAUUUAGUUAUCUUAGAAUCGGCAUAGUGCGCCUGUGUCAUUACAUAUUACCAUUUCCGGUUUUGGCUCUCUCAACAUUAGCAAGACCGCCACAAGGCAGUUUCAUCACCGUGAUAAAUACCGGUUAUUUUUAAAUAUUGCCCUAACAUGUGAUAACGCAUUUGUUAGUCAAGAAAAAAAUACUCAAGUAAAACUUCUCUAGCGCCAUAACCUGUGAGUGAUUAGGCUACUGGAGAACGUACAUAAGUCUCGAAUUUUGAAUAUACACUGUGUCCGUAAAGUAUGGAACAAAUUAUUUUUUAGCUAAACAGAGCGUUUUAAGAAAUAAUCCUGAAACACGUCGAUUUUUGAUUUUAAUUUACCAUAUUUUAAAAUAAUAUUCUAAUGUACAGGGUGAAUUACUUUCGAGUAAUGACGUCACCGUCAUUUUUUUUAAAUGGAACACCCCCAUUUUGUCUCAAUUUUCGGAUUACUCUAGCUGAGCUGAUUCCAAAAAUGUAUCACAUGUUGAUUCAUAUUGGUACAGGGUGGACAAAAAUACAAUAGUUUUGUGUGUGUUCAUAAAGUAACGCGUUAGUUAAAUUAACAGUAUUAUCAAACAAAUAAUGACAUUUCACAAAAACAUAGCCUACCAUGUUUCUUUUAAAUUGAUAAGAAAUAAUUUCUUUCAUAUUCUGUCCGCUAGACAAUAAGUAUUUUUGAUAUUGUUAAUUUAGCUAACGCGUUACUUUAUGAGCACACACAAAACUAUUGUAUUUUUGUCCACCCUGUACCAAUUUGAAUCAACAUGUGAUACAUUUUUGGAAUCAGCUCAGCUAGAGUAAUCCGAAAAUUGAGACAAAAUGGGGGUGUUCCGUUUAAAAAAAAUGACGGUGACGUCAUUACUCGAAAGUAAUUCACCCUGUAUAUUAGAAUAUUAUUUUAAAAUACGGUAAAUUAAAAUAAAAAAUCGACGUGUUUUAGGAUUAUUUCUUAAAAUGGUCUGUUUAGCUAAAAAAGAAUUUGUUCCAUACUUUACGGACACAGUGUAGAUGCCUUAGUGAUAACGCCUUAUCAUAUUUAAUGGCGAAUUUCAGGGUGAAGCAAUGUCAAUAAUUAAAGAUAAAUACUAACAUUAGAUAGAUAGUCCAGAAAGCCACUGCGCUUCCGCUAGGAAAAAUAUUUCGAUUCGGAUUUUUUGCACAAUCUUACUCAAAAAGGACCCCUUUUAACAAAUUUGCAUGUUGCCAGGACCAAAAAUGGGUAAAAAAAUUGUUAAACGUUUUUUUUUUUUUGUUUUUUUCUUAAAAUUAUUUUUCUUGCAUGGAACAAAGUUUUUUUUAGGUUUUUUGGAUCAUUCCAAACAGAAAAGGUCUUUAGUGACUUUUCUCUAAAGUUGAUAGUUUUUGACAUAAUUGCGAAAUCGGCCAUUUUUAACUUCAAAAACUAUGUGAAAAACUGAAAAUUUGAAUGUUGCCAAGGUAAGUAGAUAUUCUUUGAACAUCGAUUGAUGAAAUCCCGAAGAGUUUUUUGCAAUACAAUAUUCAAAAUUCCUUUGUUUUUUAAUUGCUAAUCAAGCGUGCGCGACACUAUUUUCCACCGUUGCAUAUGUAUCCAGUAUGGUGCAAAUGAAAGGAAUAAAUUCGUUAAUUCGUAAACCGGCGACUUUAAGGAAAAAUCCCGUAACAAGUCGAUUUUUAUUUUUAAGUUAUGAUUGUGGCAUAUAUGGUAUACUAGUGACGUCAUCCAUCUGGGCGUAAUGACGUAAUCGAUGAUUUUUUAAAUGAAAAUAGGGGUCGUGUGCUAGCUCAUUUGAAAGGUUCUUCAAUUCUUUAUUUAGUAAUAUAAACAUUUACAUAAUUAUUUAUAUAGGGUGUCCAAAAAUUUUUUAUUAAAUUAAAUUAUUUGACAAAAAAGAAGUAGAAGGACACCCUGUAUAAAUAAUUAUGUAAAUGUUUAUAUUACUGAAUAGAGAUUUAAAGAACCUUCCAAAUGAGCUAGCACACGACCCCUAUUCUCAUUUAAAAAAAAAUCAUCGAUUACGUCAGAACGCCCAGAUGGAUGACGUCACUAGUAUACCAUAUAUGCCACAAUAUCAUAACUUAAAAAUAAAAAUCGACCUGUUUAGGGUUUUUUUCUUAAAAUCGCCGGUUUACGAAAUAACGAAUUUAUUCCUUUCAUUUGCACCAUACUGUCGGUAUAAAAUAGUGUCGAGCACGCUUGAUUGGCAAUUAAAAAACAAAGGAGUUUUGAAUAUUGAAUUGCAAAAACCCUUGCGGAUUUCAUCAAUCGAUGUUUAAAGAAUAUCUACCUACCUUGGCAACAUUCAAAUUUUCAGUUGUUUACGUAGUUUUUGAGGGUUAAAAAUGGCCGAUUUCGCAAUUUUUCAAUUUUUAAUCGCUUAUAUGUCAAGAACUAUCAACUUUAGAGAAAUAUCAUUAAAGACCUUUUCUGUUUGGAAUGAUCCAAAAACCCUAAAAAAAACUUUGUUCCAUGCAAAAAAAAUAACUUUAGAAAAAAAACAAAAAAAAAACGUUUAAAAAAUUUUUGACCAACUUUUGGUCCUGGCAACAUGCAAAUUUGUUAAAAGGGGUCCUUUUUGAGUAAGAUUGUGCAAAAAAUCCGAAUCGGAAUAUUUUUCCUAGCAGAUGCGCAGUGGCUUUCUGGACUAAGAUAGUCACAUAAUCGACAUAAGUGCAGAAUUUGGUUAACUUGAUGCCAGCAGUUAAAGAGAAAAUACAUGAAGAGUUCACAUAACAUCUUAUUUUUGCUCUCCUGCAAGUUUGCGAUUUCAGGGUUAUGGCAGUAAUGAAGGACACCUAAAUUAUAAAAGUAAAUAGUUUUCAAACCUUUGGAGUAUUAAUAAUACAUGUCGCAACUUUGUUAAUACUUGUAAAAGUUAUCUAACUACACAACGCUGUCUAUUUAAAUUUUCUUAGCACUAAACUUAGUGCUACAUAAAUAUACUGCUAUAACGUAAAAUACUUAAUGCCUCUUUAUCUAAUGGGCGUCCAUGUAGUUGAGUUAUUAUGAAUUUGUUUUAUAUGUACCUAUGUUAAUUACUAUUGUCUUGUGGCAUCUUAAUGGAAUGUACUAUUUUCAUUGGAAAUAAGACAAAAUUUUACUUUAAAAUAAGUUUAUUUGACAUUUAGAUUUUCACUUCGGAAAUCGUUCUCAAAAUGCAAAACAUCAAUAAAAAUCUUGUUUUUUUUUUCUUGGGAGAUCCUCAUAUUAUUUUUAGUAUAUAAAUUAAUAAAACAUCUCAUAAAAAAAUUUCAAAUUAGCCGACUUUGAUUACAUAAAAUUCAUUUCUAACAAUAGGAGAAAAGAAUUGGUAUCAUUUUGGCAGUUUUUGGAUAUUUUCACACUCCUGACAUUUUUGACAACUCAUUGAACUACUAACAAGUUUUCUUAAAUUUUCAUUAUAAGGAAUGUAAUUAAUUAACUUCUAAGGAUCCUAGGGAAACAUAUUUUUCACGGACUUGUUUGAGAUAACUAGUGGUUUCUUCUUAGGCCUCGAAUCUUGCUUUGGUUUGCAUAUGCACUAGUUUCCGAAUACACAGGAGGUUAGGAUAGGUUUAGACAAAAGAGGUCCGGUAUAGAAACAUAGGACUUGUUUUGUCUAAACGAACGAACCUCCUGUGUAUUCAGAAACUAAUGAAAAAACCAAAGCAGUGUUCGAGCCCUAAGAAGAAACCAUUAGUUAUCCUAAACAAUAAGUCUAUGAGAAAUAUGUUUCCCUUGAUUCGUUAGAAGUAAAGUUGCAUUCCUUAUCGACGUAAAAUGAAGAUUUAAAAAAACUCAAGAAUGAGACGCAGUCAAAGGCGUGACGAUCCUGCCAGGAUAUACUUACACCCGAGAGGGUAGAAGGUCUAAAGAUUAUAUAUAAGAAUGAGACGCGAUGAGGUCAGGUACACUUAAGAUAACAUUAACGAGAGUCAGGAGACCGUUGACUCUCUCCUCUAAAAAUAUAGAAAUUUUAAAGUAAAAUUGUGAUUUAUUCUCAAUAAAAAUAGUAAAUGAUAUUGUUUAUAUAUUGGUUUUAAACGCUUUAAAAUUGUUGGUGCUACUUGCGAAAUUUUGAAAAGGUUUGAAUGCAAAGUUUUGUUUUUAAAAGUAGUUUUUCCAGUGUUCAUUUGUUUGUAUUGUUUAUUUCAUUGCUUGUUUUUCUUUUGUUCAUGUGUUUACAAAUACUUACAAUAAAAAUAUUUUUUAAA
Molecule: messenger RNA, 9117 nt
Organism: Diabrotica virgifera virgifera (western corn rootworm)
Lineage: Eukaryota; Metazoa; Arthropoda; Insecta; Coleoptera; Chrysomelidae
Gene: mxt
Product: eukaryotic translation initiation factor 4E-binding protein Mextli
Exons: 10
Coding region: 493-1965 (490 amino acids)
Biological process (GO): positive regulation of translation; regulation of formation of translation initiation ternary complex
Cellular component (GO): cytoplasm; RNA cap binding complex
Molecular function (GO): translation initiation factor activity; eukaryotic initiation factor 4E binding; RNA binding
Source: RefSeq, a predicted model, not a curated record